AUGACUGCAAAUCCUACCCCUGAGAAUGAAGUCGCUACGGCGGACCUGGCUGAGGCCAUGAUAACCCAAGUUCAAGAAUCGGAAGAGACGGAAAAGACGUCCCAAUAUCUAAAGCUCCCAAGUGUGGUCAUGAUCUCCAUUGUACUCUGCUUGGCCACUUUUUGCGUAGCAGUGGACAAUACGAUCAUUUCGACCGCUGUGCCCCGAAUUACAAAGAGUUUUGACAGCAUUGACGAUGUGGGCUGGUAUGCAUCAAUCUAUCCACUGACGUCCUGUGCAUUUCAACCAUCCUACGGAAAGGUCUAUUCAAUCUUCUCCAGCAAAAAUGUUUUCCUAGCAGCCUUGCUCAUUUUCGAGAUUGGGAGUGUGGUUUGUGCGACCGCAUCGAGUUCUCAUGUGUUCAUUGGGGGACGGGCAUUGGCAGGCCUCGGGUCGGCCGGUAUACAAGCAGGCACCACUCUGGUUCUUGCGGAGAGUGUGCCGCUACGCCAACGACCGACAUGGAACGGCAUCGUCGGCAGCAUGUUUGCAGUUGGAAGUGUGGUUGGACCGUUACUGGGAGGAGCCUUUUCGGAUUCAACAACAUGGCGGUGGUGUUUCUACAUCAAUCUUCCCCUCGGAGGCGCAGUCAUGGUCUUUACCAUCUUUUUCUAUGAUGGAAGUCGUGGUACCGACAAAUCCCCCAGGCCGGUCGGGCUCCGCGGCCUGAUCGAGCGCUUCGACUUGGCUGGUACCUGCGCUUUUGUGGCAGCAACAGUCUGUCUUCUCUUAGCACUAUCAUGGGGCGGCACCACAUAUGCAUGGGACAACGCCCGCAUCGUCGCCCUGCUCACCCUCGCGGGUGUUUUGUUUUGCUCGUUCUACGGCAUCGAACGCUGGAAGAAGGAUAAUGCCAUUAUUCCUUUACGCUUGCUCCGCAGGCGAAGUAUAGGUGCCGCUAUCUUAUUUGGUAUCUGCCUCGGAGGCGUGUUCUUUGUCAAUGUUUACUACAUACCGCUGUGGUUUCAACUGGUCAACGGUGUCUCUGCAGUUGAAUCUGCAAUCCUAUCUAUCCCAUUUAUGCUCAGUGUCGUCGGCGGAUUCAUGUUCGCUGGCUUUGGGACCGCUGCAACGGGAUACUACACACCUUUCGUCUACGCCGGCUCAAUCCUUAUGUCGAUCGGUACUGGCCUGCUUACGACUGUCCAACCUCAUCUCACCUCGCGGGCUACAUGGAUCGGAUUCCAGAUUUUGUGUGGAGCCGGAAUUGGUUUCGGAGAGGAACAAGGAAUCUAUAUGGUGCAGACAACCCUCCCCGAAAAGGAUGUAGCAAUUGGCGUUGGCAUCGUCUUCUUCGCACAAACAUUUGGUGGGGCCUUGUUUGUGUCAGUGGCGCAGACUGUCUUCCUAGCAAAUAUCAGCAAAGUACUGAAAAAGAUCGCCCCGAACCUGGAUCCUCAAAGCGUUCUCGAUAGCGCAUACGCGGGCUCUGCUCAGACAUCACCAGAACUACAGGCGGCCUACGCCCCAGCAAUCAAAAGCGCUCUCCGGGUUGGUAUGAUAUUAGCAACUAUCUCGAGUUUAGGUGCUUUGCUGUAUGAUUGGAAAAGUUUAAAGGCGAAGAAUGAUGAUAGAAACAAUGAACCUAGCAGAGACUGUGGGACAGAGCAGGAGGCACAAGUUCGAACAGAGGGAAAGGCGGAGUAA
Penicillium canariense is the source of this 1686-nucleotide messenger RNA. Its product is annotated as MDR family MFS transporter. Lineage: Eukaryota; Fungi; Ascomycota; Eurotiomycetes; Eurotiales; Aspergillaceae. The transcript is spliced from 5 exons. Gene Ontology annotation, molecular function: transmembrane transporter activity. Gene Ontology annotation, biological process: transmembrane transport. The coding region runs from base 1 to 1686 and encodes 561 amino acids. The record is from RefSeq and is a predicted model, not a curated record.